AUGCAUCAGCACUUAAACAGUCACCACGAGAAAGAAGUUGAAGAAAUGGAAAGAUCGAUAGUACAUAAAGAUCAAGAGCCACGGCAUCAAAUAAUUGGAAAAAAUGAUGCGAAUGAUGAUCUGGCUAUAGCUAUGUGUUCUUCGACUGUGCCUUUCCGCUUCCUCAAAAACAAACAUUUUCGAGAGUUCUGCAGAAAGCUUAUGCUGAACUUUGUUCUUCUUCUUCCCUUUUUUUAA
Molecule: messenger RNA, 237 nt
Organism: Caenorhabditis briggsae
Lineage: Eukaryota; Metazoa; Nematoda; Chromadorea; Rhabditida; Rhabditidae
Exons: 3
Coding region: 1-237 (78 amino acids)
Source: RefSeq, a predicted model, not a curated record